AGAAGGCCGGUAGCGGAGCAGAAAGCGGUACCGAUCAGGACAGGAGGGGGUUACACACAUUACAGAAACCGCUCAUUAGUACCAGGCGUGCUCCCGAGGCGCGCACACUGUCAGGCUGUAAUUUACUUUCAAUGAGUCCGAGAAGCCCCGCCCCGCAUGUCAUCACACGCUCUCUCUUAUUGGUCGAAUGAAGGAGCCGUUUCCCGCUGAAGUUUUCACAUCGCGGAGCCCCGCCCAUUGUUUAUUCCCUCACCCACCGCUGCCAACCCGGAAGCGGAAGUGAGUAACUGGCGAAGUCGGGAAGAUGGAAGCGGCUUGUAGUUAGGCAGGAAUCCUGCGUGAUACCCAGUGUAGAACAAGUAGCCUCCUGCUCCCACUCAUAGGAGCUCCACCCAUUACCCACAUGGACCCACACUCCUCACUGAUUGGCAAGAGAUGAGCAAUAAUUAUCUCAGAUGAAGGUGAAGCGUUCUUUGACCAUCUGAACCAGAUGGAAGGCACCGAACCAGAAAUGUCCCUAUGAACCCAACUCAGAUCCACCAUAUGCAGUGAAGGUGGGAAAAGCUCAGUGGUGGAGAAUCUCCAGAGACUGGGUCAGUAGCCAUGAAACUGGGCAAGGAGCUGCCUGACUGUAACCAGGGGACAGUGAUGAAGAGUGAAACGGAUCCAUGGCCUGGAGUUGGUUCCUCCGAGGAAGAACCAGAAAUCCUACAGAUAAAGAUAAAAGAAGAAGAAGAAGCAGGUGGUGGAGAUGAGCCCAAUGCAAUGAAACAUACAGAGUCCCCUUACCCUUCCGUAUGCACAGAUCAUCUUGCCGUGCAGUUCCACAAGGAACAGAAGGAUGAACUGUCUGACUCUCGGCAUCCAACCGGAAUUAAGAGAGAAGGGGAUCCGUAUUCUGGGGCGGAAGCAGAAAUAUUGCGAGUAAAGGUAGAGGAAGAAGAACCCAACUCUGGCAGAGAAGUAAAAUCUGAGCUGGAAGGAAGGAACUGUAACGAUCCAGGGGUCAUACAAACUGAAUUGACAUCUGUUGCACACGUCUGUUGCACACGUCUUGCUUCCCAUACUGAGAAGAACCGUCCCACUACUACAAAUAGGAGAAGAAAAGCCAAGGAGAGAGAUUUCACGUGCAGCCACUGUGGCAAAAACUUCAAGAGGAAAUAUAACUUACAGGUACAUCAGCGGGUACACACCGGGGAGAAACCAUUCACGUGUUCAGAAUGUGGGAAAAGCUUCUCCCUGAAAAGCAUUCUAAAAGGUCACCAGAAAGUGCACAGAGGGGGGAAACCUUUCCAAAGUGCUGAGGGUGGGGGAAGCCCCAGUGAUGCCCAAACUGAGGAGAAGCGCUUCAAGUGCCCAGAGUGCGGGAAAGGUUUCUCCGACAAGUACAGCCUCUUCAUACACCUUAGAGUGCACACAGGGGAGAAACCCUUCUCCUGUACAGAGUGCGGCGAGAGGUUUGGCUACAAAAGCACUCUCAGAAUACACUUUAAGCGUCACUCAGGGGAGAAACCAUUCACCUGUUCAGAGUGUGGGAAACAAUUCUUCCAGAAAAGAAACCUUCGCUGCCACCAGAGGGUUCACACGGGAGAGAGACCGUUCACUUGUGCGGAGUGUGGAGAAAGGUUCUCUCGAAGGAGUACGCUAAUUGCUCACAAGAUUGUUCAUACGGGGAAAAAACCUUUCAUCUGCACAGACUGCGGGAAGAGCUUCUCGAGGAAAUUCGACCUUCAGCUUCACGAGAAAGUUCACAGCGGUGAGAAGCCGUUUACGUGCACAGAGUGUGGGAAAGGGUUCUCUCAGCAGAGGAGGCUCUACAGUCACCUGGCAGUUCACACAGGGGAGAAACCAUUCACAUGUACAGAAUGUGGCAAAGGCUUCUCUGAAAAGAGGCGACUUUAUAAUCACCAGGCAGUUCAUACAGGGGAGAAACCAUUUAAGUGCACAGAAUGUGGGAAAUGCUUUGCUCUAAAGGGAACCCUUCGCUGCCACCAGGAGCUUCACACAGGAGCCAGACCCUUUACAUGCACUGAGUGCGGCGAGACGUUCUCUAAGAAAGACACACUAAACACUCAUUUAAAGAUUCACACAGGGGAGAAACCCUUUGCAUGCACUGAAUGUCCUAAGCGCUUUGCUAAAAAAAGCAACCUUCAGCGCCACCAGAAGGUUCAUAAGGAGAAACCUCUCGCUGAUGGCAGCGUCUGAAGAAAAGGGGCAGUCACAGUGUGAGGGAAAAACCAUUCAUAUGUUCAGAAUGUGGAAAAUAUAUCUCUAAAGGGAGUACACACAGGGGAGAAACCAUUCAUAUGUUCAGAAUGAGGAAAAUAUAUCUCUAAAGGGAGUACACACAGGGGAGAAACCAUUCAUAUGUUCAGAAUGAGGAAAAUAUAUCUCUAAAGGGAGUACACACAGGGGAGAAAACAUUCAUAUGUUCAGAAUGAGGAAAAUAUAUCUCUAAAGGGAGUACACACAGGGGAGAAACCAUUCAUAUAUUCAGAAGGUGGAAAAUAUAUCUCUAAAGGGAGUACACACAGGGGAGAAACAAUUCAUAUGUUCAGAAUGAGGAAAAUAUAUCUCUAAAGGGAGUACACACAGAGGAGAAACCAUUCAUAUGUUCAGAAGGUGGAAAAUAUAUCUCUAAAGGGAGUACACACAGGGGAGAAACCAUUCAUAUGUUCAGAAGGUGGAAAAUAUAUCUCUAAAGGGAGUACACACAGAGGAGAAACCAUUCAUAUGUUCAGAAGGUGGAAAAUAUAUCUCUAAAGGGAGUACACACAGAGGAGAAACCAUUCAUAUGUUCAGAAGGUGGAAAAUAUAUCUCUAAAGGGAGUACACACAGGGGAGAAACCAUUCAUAUAUUCAGAAGGUGGAAAAUAUAUCUCUAAAGGGAGUACACACAGGGGAGAAACCAUUCAUAUGUUCAGAAUGAGGAAAAUAUAUCUCUAAAGGGAGUACACACAGGGGAGAAACCAUUCAUAUAUUCAGAAGGUGGAAAAUAUAUCUCUAAAGGGAGUACACACAGGGGAGAAACCAUUCAUAUAUUCAGAAUGUGGAAAAGGUUACUAAGUGAGUAUACACAGUAUGUUAUUGGUUAAGAUGAGAAUCACUUUUUUCAAAGCUUUUCCACAUUCUAAACGUAAUGAAUGGUUUCUGUGACUGGUGGGCGUGGCAGCUGUGUGAUUUAGAGAAGCAUUUCCUACAGUCGGACAUGGGAAUACUCUUUCUGUGCUUCAUAUCACGUUUUAUAACUUUCUCAGCUGGCUGACUUGGCCCAGGAGCCUCACUAAGCGAAGUCAAGGUGAUAUUUAUGUACAUAAUGUAUAAAUGUACAGAAUCCGUGUUCCUUUCUAAUACAAACAAUCGUGUCAGUGUCA
Molecule: messenger RNA, 3374 nt
Organism: Xenopus tropicalis (tropical clawed frog)
Lineage: Eukaryota; Metazoa; Chordata; Amphibia; Anura; Pipidae
Source: RefSeq, a predicted model, not a curated record